Messenger RNA from Cephus cinctus (wheat stem sawfly), 10757 nucleotides. It is a transcript of the gene unc-13, whose product is annotated as protein unc-13 homolog C. The record is from RefSeq and is a predicted model, not a curated record. Lineage: Eukaryota; Metazoa; Arthropoda; Insecta; Hymenoptera; Cephidae. Gene Ontology annotation, biological process: dense core granule priming; synaptic vesicle priming; synaptic vesicle maturation. Gene Ontology annotation, molecular function: syntaxin-1 binding; diacylglycerol binding; calmodulin binding. Gene Ontology annotation, cellular component: plasma membrane; presynaptic membrane; synaptic vesicle membrane. The transcript is spliced from 20 exons. Bases 22 to 9363 code for a protein of 3113 amino acids.
GUCUAGAGAAGGGUCCCGGUGAUGGAGUCGGGGAAAGUGGGUGGCGGGAGCCCCGGCUCGCACUCGCCGGCCCUGCCUGGCUACGGGGUCAGCGGGGAUGGCAACGUCGAUUACAUUAUCAGUGAUUACAUGGAGCGGCUUGGAACGCGGCUAAACAUCCUCGAGACCGAGCUGAAGUAUGCUUGGCGCGCAUUGGAUUUGCUCAGUCAGGAAUACAUUAAGAUGUGGGAGAGGCUUGAGAAAUUGGAAGGUUUGCUCUACGAGCAGCAAACGGUAAUAAGUCAGCUGAUUGAGUUUUACGCUGGUGGCGGUGGGGGUGGACCUGGUGGUGGUCCUACCGGUGGUCCAGGGGAUACUGCCGGUAACGUUAGGGAAGCUUUGAUCGGUCAGCAGACGUCGGUCGGCGAGCUGGACGCUAUCGCUGAGAGUCUUGGAGCCGCAAUAGGCGUCGAGGAAACCAGCGUUCUCAGGGAGAAACUAGCUCAGCAGGAAUUGGCCAGGAUGCACGGACUUACUCAGGACAGCUCGACGGCAGCUGCCGCCGUGACGGACAUGCACAGGAACGUUCGAAACGUCGAGAGGGAGAGCACCCUUGAGACUCUCGAGGAAGAGGCUAACACACCGGAUGAAGCUUUUUACAGGAGCUUGAAUAACGCCUACAGGGAAGAUCUGAUCUGCGGGGAAACGUCCAGGCCGACUUCGCAGUUGGGUAUGAUAUGGGAAGAGGCUGAAGAGACUGAGGACGCUAAUGGGAAGAAAGAAGAUUUGAGCUUCGAGAAAACAUCCUCAAAGGAGAAACUUGAUGAGAACGAUGAGGGCAAUAAGCAUGAGGCUGAUGAGGAGAAACAGGAGGAGGGCGAUGACGAGGAUGAAGAUCAGGGUGAAGUGUUCAGUGCUGCGGAUUAUAAGAGCUACCGUGGAAAUACUCCUUGCAUCAGCGAGCAAGACCUGGCUCAGUUGUCCAGAUUGAGUUCUAUCGAUCAAGUGGCACUGGAGAAGCUUCACGAAUUGGAUAGGCUGACGUCACAACUCCAGCAGGACUCGCAAAAUCUGAUAGAGUUGCAAUCGCGACUAAUGGAGUCGCCAAAGAGACAGUAUGCAUCGGAGGCCGAAGCGAAGUUGGCCGAAGAGGCGACCAGCAUCGAUGAGCAGCUGAGAAAGAUCUAUGCGGAGACCGACGUGGACAGUUGGACGUAUUCAAAGAGUCCUAGUUCGACGGGUAGGUCCGUUUCGAGAGUUAGUACUGAUAGUGGAUUGGCGACGGAUGGUGACUAUACCACGAGAUCGAUUUCUCCUAGAUUAACCUUAGGAACCAGAACGGGUCUGGAUUCUCAUUCUGCGACGACCUAUACGCCACCACGACUGGGAUACACUUCGGCUCUCUUGGAGAAAAGUCCCGAACAGGUUAUACAGCUUCCGAUCGACGUGGGUAACUUCGCUAAGGGUUACGCAGAGAACAAGGAACUGACCGACCUCAUGGCUGAAAGUUUUGCUGCGGUUACCUGCGCUUCGCCAACUAUUUACAAUGCGACUACGGAAAAGAUUUCUUCACCGACCUUGUCGGCCGGCAGCGUCCAGAGUGUCCACAGUGUUCAGAGCCUCAGGACACGACAGGAUGGGUACCUGGGUAGCGGAGCGAGGUUAAAUUUGGAUUUCGCAGAGAGCAGGACCCCGCCAAGUCCAUCUCCGAGUUCGCCACCGCCGCCAGCUCCUCAGGACACGGGAGACAGUUUCCUGAUGCCGAGCGCCGACCAGCGUGAGCUACCCGAAAGCAAACGCUCGCAGAGUCCUGGAUUCCUCAGGAACACCGAGAAGCUUCUGGAACAGGGUAGACUAAGUCCGAGGACGCCGCACUCGCCGAAAUCGUCCCCACGCAUUUCACCGAAGCACACGAGCAAAGGCGCCGCUAUCGUCGCCGCCAAGUCUGACUCGGGUCUGUCCUCCAUGAGCGGCUGGAGUAGCCUAGACAAGUCUCCAGGCUCGCCGAAAAGUUCAAUCAGCAAAUUGCUCACUUCCUACUCGGUGGAUCAUACCCGCACUGCUCUAGCACCCACAACCCAGCCACUGAUGUCGGCCAGUCCGAUACCGCCCUUACCAGAAGCUGCGACAGCCCUUACUCAGGAACCACUCUACGACACUCCAGAAGGUAGGGAUGCCUUCGCGACUUCCGCUAUGGCGACGACGCAUUCCUUCGCCGCCACUGGGAAUCAUCUACCUGGUGCGGUGCUCGUUAAGUCGCCACCUAACAAAGACGAGUUCGGCUUCGUUCCACCCCCAGCACCCAGCGUGUCGUCCUGUUCCAGUCCGAAGAAAAGAGGACGACAGCAGAGCCUUCAGCAGGGACUGUCCCACACGUACGACAGCGUACCCCCUGGAACAGUCGACUUCUCCUAUCGCCCCGAGCAACCGGCUAUAUACUCUGUUGCUGGUAGCAACCGGCAACAAGCUGUCACGUGUAUCUACACCAGCGUAACAGGCUCUUACGGAUGGCGUGCCAGCUGUGCGGGAUACAUGCCUGACUCCAUGGAGCCGUAUUCGGGCUAUCAGGAUAAUUAUGGGCUACAGUAUCCAGAAGCACAUGGGAAGAAAGGAUCAUCCAGGACCUACGGGGAAGGAAUGUCGAAUCACGAAGGUUACAAAACGGCCAUGUAUCGCACGAUGUUUCCUACCGGUAACAUUACCGAUGCUCUCUCGUAUUAUCCCACGAGUGCUAAUCUACCGCGAACGGAGACCAACGAGAGUUCCUGGUUGAACUCGAUGGAAGGUCAGAUACCCCACGACUCGACGUCCUCGAGUAUAAGAUCCUUGACGUCCGACGGAAGUUACGCCCAGAGUCCGUAUACGGACAGAAGAUAUCCACAGCCGCCCUCCUAUCAAGCUCAACAGUACCAUACUUAUGCUAAUCAGUAUCCCCAAGGGUAUCAGCAGUCCUAUCAGCCCUACAGUCAGAGACUUACUCAUUCGGAGAGUGCGCAAUUGGCCGAUGGUUAUCAGAGACAGUGGCAGCGCGAACAUCAGUACAUUCAGGAUCAGCAGGAGGGCGGUAAAGUUCAAAGUGACCAGACACAACAUCAGCAGGGAGAUUAUUACGACACUUCCGGUGUUAUCGUGUCCCAGUCGGGAUACAUCAGCAUCGCUGCUGAUAUCAAGGACCACGAAGAAAACAAAAUUACUAAGAAGGUCAGGCGAGGUGCGUCCUUGAAAAAUGCUAUGAAUUCCAUGAGCAACUGGCUUCCGGAUCUUCAUCUGAGUAAACGGCAUCGAAGUCAGUCGUUGCCAGGUGGUGUCCGAAGGGAAGACCUGGACACCUCGCAGGAGCAACAGAGGUCGCAAGAGCCACGAGGUCGAGGACGAGGACAAGCCCCGCGUAAGAAGAAGAAGCAUACCUUGGUCUCGACUGUUUCUGGAAUUUUGCAGAAAGCCAAACGCAGGAGCCACCAAUCCCAGUCGCUCUCUGAUCCUGAGCAAUCAGAAACUGAAUGGAGCAGUGGGAGGCAGAGCGGACUCUCCGAAGACGAGGAUAGCGUUAUGUCUGAUGCCAAUCAAGAGCCUCCGUUCUUUGCCAAAGUCAAAACGAGCACCAGGCGAAAGGGUCAGCAAGCGGGUCCGAUAUUACAGCAACAGCAGCAGCAGCAACAACAAAAUCAACAGGGCCAACAGCAGCAACUGCAGCAGCAACAGCUACAGCAGCAACAGCAUAUGCAGCAGCAGCAGCAGCAACAACAACAGCAACAAAUCGAACUCAUUCAGCAACAGAAAAAUUUCAUGCAACAGCAGCAACAGCAAGAAUACAAAGAGUUCCUUCAGAAGCAACAACAAAGUCUUCAACAGCAACAGCAAACACUGCAACAACAAAUACAGCAGCACCAAGAACAGUUACAGCAGCAAGUCGCGCAGGACGUUACUAAGGAACGAAAGCUUGACGGAAGCGAGCAAGAAUUCUCAGACUGCGUUCCUGCGACCGAAGAAGAAGCUUCCGGAAAAAGUACUGGCUCGGGAUCCGGUGGCUCGUCAAUCUUUGCCACCGUUGGCGACAUCAAGAGAUCGGCCGGAAGUUCCGACGAGGCUCCCAACGAGAAGGCUCCGAAACUUCCGCCGGUGACGUUGAUGGGCGGUGCCAGUAUGGAGUUUGCCGUUUCCCGAGCUCUGGGAAAAUAUCGUCAACGUCAAUCGUCCACCGUGACGGAUGAACAAGCAUCCAACGAGGAGUCCACCGUCGACCGGAAGUCCGACGACGGUGGGAUAAGUGGCGCACCUUCGCAGGAAGCCGCCUACGAAUAUCCGGAAGACGUUGUCUCGGAGAAAAGUGAGAAAUCUGGUAGCGCCAAGUUACCGGAACUGGUGACUAGUGUCUCGGAGGAGGCUCCGCCAUCGGAAGGAAGUCCUUCCGCCUCGAGUCUCCGAGGUCAUGGGCCUGGUAACAGGUUCUUACCAAGACACCAGCAGUCCCUGGAAAUUCCUUGGAGUGGUCGGGGGGAUCCGGACGAGGACAAUCGUAGUACUCAUUCAUACAGAAGUACCUCGAGAGUUUCCUCCAGAAGACAAAGUACGGAAGACUCCAUAGAUUCCGAGGACGAGUGGUACUGUUACGAGCUCAGGAAAUUGGAGGAGCUGGAGAGGCAGUCCCAAAUGGAAAUUGAGAUGGGUGUCGUCCUGGUCGAGGAACCUGAAGAGACUGAACCUUACGAACCGGACGAGGACGUCAAGGAACGCAUGUCCUUUGUGUUACGGGAACUUCGGCUCAAGGCCAAGCCAAGGGACGAGGUCGUCGAGAAGGAGAUCAAUAAAGGAACCAGGAUCAAUGGCACGGUCAAGGACACCAGAGGAGGCCGCGAAGUAUUCCGUGAUGAGAAACCAAUACCAAAGCGGAAGACAGCCGAGAGCGUGGAGACAGUUUUUGCAAGAGUGACUGACUAUCACACCUGGGCCCACGAGGAAGAAGCAAGAAAGGAGGAGAGACUUCCGGCCCCUAUGGAGGAAGGUUCCUCAGGUGAGACCUCAGGUCCCGACAGUCCAAGACAGUCGAUGGACGAAGACGAAGGUGAGGAGGAUGAAGAGGAGCUGGCCAACGAGGAGCGUUCACGAAGAAGCUCGAGCGGCUCGACCUUGAGGCAGGAUCGGGUGCCUCCUGGCUCGGAUUCACUUUCUCGCGAAGGUAGCGUAAGUGUAGCAGCUAGCGAAGUCUCAGUGAGCAUCCCAGGUGGCUGGGACUCUGAAAGCACUGUGAUUGAAGGAGAACGCGAAGGGGCCGAAAGUGCUGAGACCGGAACCACAGCGACGCUGAGCCUACCGAAGAUCAAGAUAGACUCCUCCUCGUGCGGUAGCUCGGACGCUACCCUGAAGGAGGGUCAGGUCAGCCCUGGGCCGCCAGGAUCUAAAUGGAAGCUUCUGAAAGCCUUGAAGGAACGCAAGGCCGAAGAAAAGCUGAAGGAGGUUGAAGAGGCCAAGGACGCCACGAUCACCCAGGGACCCACGGCAAAUCCCAGCGGAGCUGGAGGCGAAUCUGGAGGACGAGCCAAUGGGCAUCCCGGCGACAAUCCCUUCUACAGCAACAUCGACAGCAUGCCGGAUAUUCGGCCACGUCGCAAGUCUAUACCCCUGGUCUCCGAGCUGGUGGGAGACAAGACAAUGGCAGCCACCAAGAGGAACGCUGGGUUGACGUCCGCUGUGCCGCGAGCUACUUUGAACGACGAGGAACUGAAGAUGCACGUCUACAAGAAGACACUCCAGGCGAUGAUCUAUCCCAUUUCCUCGACCACGCCGCACAAUUUCGUCACCUGGACUGCCACUUCGCCGACUUACUGCUACGAGUGCGAGGGGCUGCUCUGGGGUAUAGCCCGGCAGGGAGUUCGGUGCAUGGAGUGUGGCGUCAAGUGUCAUGAAAAGUGCAAGGACCUUCUCAACGCGGACUGUUUGCAACGGGCCGCUGAGAAGAGCUCGAAGCACGGAGCCGAAGAUAAGGCGAACAGCAUAAUCACCGCCAUGAAGGACAGAAUGAAGCAGAGGGAACGGGAGAAACCGGAAAUCUUCGAGCUCAUCCGCACAACGUUUUCAGUCGACCCGGAUACACACAUAGACAGCCUCGAACAGGCAGAAAAGAUCGUCCUUGAGGGUACCAGCAAGUGGUCCUGCAAGAUCGCCAUUACAGUGAUCUGCGCCCAAGGACUCAUCGCCAAGGAUAAAAGCGGAACGUCGGAUCCCUACGUGACGGUCCAGGUCGGUAAGGUGAAGAAGCGUACGAGAACGAUGCCCCAAGAAUUGAAUCCAGUCUGGCACGAGAAGUUUUACUUCGAGUGUCACAACUCUUCGGAUCGGAUCAAGGUGCGAGUCUGGGACGAGGACAAUGAUCUGAAGUCGAAGCUGCGCCAGAAGCUGACACGCGAGAGCGAUGACUUCCUUGGGCAGACGAUAAUCGAGGUCAGGACCCUGAGCGGUGAGAUGGACGUCUGGUACAACCUGGAAAAGAGAACCGACAAGAGUGCAGUAUCCGGUGCCAUCCGGUUACACAUCAGCGUGGAGAUCAAGGGCGAAGAGAAGGUCGCACCGUAUCACGUUCAGUACACUUGCCUCCACGAGAACCUCUUUCACAGUCUGUGCGAAGAGAAUGGCGGUAUGGUCACGCUACCUCAAGCCAAGGGCGAUGACGCUUGGAAGGUUUACUUCGAUCCUCCUGGAGAGGAGCUCGUUGAUGAGUUUGCGAUGCGUUACGGGAUCGAGAGCAUCUAUCAAGCUAUGACACACUUUCACUGCCUGUCGACGAAGUACCUGUGUCCGGGAGUACCGGCCGUAAUGUCGACCCUCCUGGCUAAUAUAAAUGCCUAUUAUGCUCACACGACGGCCAGUUCGGCUGUUUCCGCCAGCGACAGAUUUGCCGCCAGUAACUUCGGGAAGGAGAAGUUUGUCAAGCUGCUGGACCAGUUACAUAAUUCACUGAGAAUCGACCUGUCCAUGUACCGUAACAAUUUCCCGGCAUCGAGCCAAGAGAAGCUGAUGGAUCUCAAGAGCACCGUUGACCUAUUGACGAGUAUCACCUUCUUCAGGAUGAAAGUCCAGGAACUGUCAAGUCCACCGAGAGCCAGUACCGUUGUGAAGGACUGCGUGAAAGCAUGCCUGAGGUCGACCUAUCAGUUCCUCUUUGAGAAUUGCUACGACCUCUACAACCGAGAAUUCCAGGUCGACCCUAACGAAGCCAAAAGGGACUCCGAAGAUCACGGUCCCAGGCUGGACUCGUUAGACUUUUGGCACAAGCUCAUCGCCUUAAUAGUCUCUGUUAUAGAAGAGGACAGAAACAGUUAUGCACCUGUUCUCAACCAGUUCCCGCAAGAGCUGAACAUCGGUCAACACUCGGCAGCCACUAUGUGGAGCCUGUUCGCUGUGGACAUGAAGUACGCCCUCGAGGAACACGAACAACACAGGCUCUGCAAGUCCUCGGCCUAUAUGAAUUUACACUUCAAGGUCAAGUGGUUACACGCUAAAUAUGUGGCAGACGUGCCGCCGUAUAAGGGUGCUGUUCCUGAGUAUCCAGCUUGGUUCGAGCCCUUCGUCAUGCAAUGGCUUAACGAGAACGAUGACGUUUCUCUGGAGUAUCUGCACGGCGCCUUCAACAGGGACAAGAAAGACGGGUUCCAAAAGAGCAGCGAACACGCCCUCUUCAGUUGUUCGGUGGUAGACGUCUUCACUCAGCUGACGCAAUGCUUUGAUGUCGUAUCCAAACUCGAAUGUCCAGAUCCUGAAAUUUGGAAGAGGUAUAUGAAGAGGUUUGCCAAAACGAUAGUAAAAGUUCUGUUGGCUUACGCUGACAUCGUGAAGAAAGAAUUUCCUAGUCAUCUAAAGGAGGAACGUAUCGCGUGCAUUCUCAUGAACAAUAUCCAACAACUGAGAGUCCAGUUGGAGAAGAUGUUUGAGUCGAUGGGUGGCGAGAAGCUUCAGGAAGACGCAGCAAACAUCCUCAAAGAAUUGCAACAGCAGCUCAACGGAGCUCUUGAUGAUCUGGCGAUGUUGUUUGCUUGCAGUCUUGAGCCAAGGAUAACAGCAUCAGUACGCGAACUGGGCGAUCUUCUUCUUGCCAUUAAGGGUGGUGGUCAGGUCACACUGACGCAGCCAGCACAGAGGAAUGCCGUGGCCGUAGAGGCUGAUGAGGUUUUGAGGCCAUUGAUGGAUCUCCUCGACGGCAGUUUAUCUUUGUAUGCACAGUCCUGUGAGAAAACGGUUCUCAAGAGACUCCUCAAAGAGUUGUGGAAGAUAGUCAUGAGAAUCUUAGAGAAGACAGUGGUCCUGCCACCGAUGACAGAUAAGAGUAUGAUGUUCAAGAAUUUGACUGACAACGCAAAGAACUUGGCCGCCAACGCGAAGAUCGAGGAUGUGUCAAGAUUGUUCAAGAACCACAUGGGUGGUAAGCCGGACGUUAAGAAUGCACUCAGCGGGGUCAUGGAUAUUUCUAAGGAGGUUGAGAAGAAUCUGUCGCCAAAGCAGUGCGCCGUCUUGGAUGUUGCGUUGGAUACGAUAAAGCAAUAUUUUCAUGCCGGUGGUAAUGGCCUUAAAAAGAAUUUCUUGGAGAAGUCACCGGAACUUCAGAGUCUUCGUUACGCCCUGAGUCUCUACACCCAAACGACUGAUACACUCAUAAAGACCUUUGUCACGUCUCAGAUUAACGAGGUGCCGCUGAAUGAUGCGUCAACGUUGCGUCAGCGUCAGCGCUCGAUGAGCAGCGAAAGGGGGGACGAGGGCGAAGGAGCCGAGGGCAUGGAAAGCCUCGAGGAACCCCUUCGCCAAAGCAAGCCCCCCCUACGUCGGGAGAGUCGACAAGACACCACCGGCUCGGACGAUGGACCAGUUGGGGAAGUUAGCAUCCAAGUUGACCUCUUCACUCAUCCUGGAACCGGCGAACACAAGGUCACCGUGAAAGUCGUCGCUGCUAACGACCUCAAAUGGCCUUUGGCAACCAGCACGUUUCGACCGUUCGUCGAGGUCAACCUGAUAGGACCACAUCUGGCUGAUAAGAAAAGAAAAUACGCUACCAAGUCGAGAAGUAACAAUUUGUCACCAAAGUUCAACGAAACGUUUCACUUUAUCAUUGGAAACGAGGAACAGCUGGACUUUUUCGAGCUUCACAUUUGCGUAAAGGAUUAUUGCUUCGCUCGUGAGGAUCGUCUCGUGGGAGUCGCUGUGAUGCAGCUGAAGGACAUCGUGGACCAAGGAUCCUGUGCAUGCUGGCUCUCCCUUGGCAAGAGGAUCCAGAUGGACGAGACCGGCUGGACGAUUUUGCGUAUCCUGUCGCAGAGGAACAACGACGAGGUCGCCAAGGAGUUUGUGAAGCUGAAGAGUGACAUUCGACAGGAGAAUCCAAUGCCGAAUCCCACUUGAAGCGACACGUCUGAAAAACUAGAAAAAAGCGAAUCGUAAAUCGAACUUCCAAGAAGCUCGAGAGAGCUUGACGCAAGACGGCCAUGAGGAUGACCUUGCCUUGAAUCAGACGAUCGCCACGUUGAAGAGCAGAGCCUGAGCGAAGAUCAGACCCGAAGAGAGAGGAGAGAGAAAUAGGUGGUGAUCCUUGAACUUCGCGAGGCUGGACGUUCGAUCCUGAAAAAAUCCUAGAAUAUCCAGAUUAGUCGCGAUUCCUCGAGCUGGCGGGACGUCGAGGAUUAUUAUUUUUACGCCUUGUUCCUGACUAGGGAUACUACCUCGAACGUAAUCGAACUGCAUCCCUGCGGUUAUCAACCGAUUGGCGAGCGGACCGAGUAAACGAGAUAACUCUGGACGCGACAAACAGUGCUGCCAGUGCGCAAUAUUCGGUAUUAUUCAUAUGUAACGAAAAGAGAACUUAUAUAGUGCGAAUUAUGAGCUCGACGUCAAGAGCUCGGAAAGACUUGCUCGCGGAUCCAAGGAGAGACUCCAGGCUGAAUUAUACCAAGAGAAACGGGAUCCGUGACAAACGCUUUCGUUCGUUUCAAGAACGCUUCGAAAUCGUUUUGAAUCGACUUAUAUUAAAACAGAUUGGCGAACGCGCGAUCGUUCACUCGCUAUGAUUCACAUACGCAUGACGAACAAUCGAGUGAAGUAGGGCACAGGAGUCUCUGCGUACGUGAGUGCGGGCGCGAAAGAUUAUAAUAUUUAACGUGACGACGGCGACGGCGAUGACGACCUAUCGGCAAAGAGAAGAAGUCAGUCGUCGAAGGCAGUCGAACUUUUGAACGUGAAUCGAGCAUGAGAGAGCGAGAACGAGAGAGAGAAUGAAAGGAAGAGGUCGUUGCUCCGAGGACUGUUUAUUGUAGAUACGUGAAGUUGUUGAGGAAGAGUUUUUUCUAAUAUAAUUAAGGUAGCAUUGCGUACGACCAAAAGGCGCGUCCUGAUAAUACUCUGGACGCGUCGCUAAUAAUAAUAGGCAUUGUAAUGUAAAGUAAUGUUCGUAAUCGUAAGGAUUAUCAGAGAUCGUAAGAGUCUGACUGUUGACGUGAACGCGGCGUAAGUGCCGCUCGAAAGUCGACGCCUUUCUCAUUUUUGAAUAAGUCACUGUUCUUUAGUUUUUUGCCAAUUUAUCGAGCUCGCUAUUCACGCCCCCUCACACUCUCUCAGUGUUGAUUUCUUUUUUUAUAUAUAUAACAGUCUGGCCAAUUUUCUAUCGGCUCACGUCAGCUUUCGAGAGGGCUCUUCGCCAAUAGAGGAAUAAGGCGCGCGCGACUUUCAAACCCGAAAAAAAAAAAAAGAGUUUUCAUCGCACGCUUCGCGGUCCAGUGACUACGCAUCAUCUUCAAAGACAA